Molecule: messenger RNA, 2097 nt
Organism: Pyricularia pennisetigena
Lineage: Eukaryota; Fungi; Ascomycota; Sordariomycetes; Magnaporthales; Pyriculariaceae
Exons: 4
Coding region: 1-2097 (698 amino acids)
Biological process (GO): trehalose catabolic process
Molecular function (GO): alpha,alpha-trehalase activity
Source: RefSeq, a predicted model, not a curated record
AUGUCUCCUCUGUGGAAGACGGCAGCAGCAAUUGCUGUUGCUGCCUCUGGAUCUUUGGUCAAUGCCGUGUACAUCAACGGGUCCACCAUAACGCCAUGCGACUCGCUCAUCUACUGCCGUGGCGAGCUGCUCAAGGAGGUGGAACUUGCACGUCCUUUUGCUGACUCCAAGACGUUUGUGGACAUGCCCACGAUCAAGCCGGUGGACGAGGUUAUUGCAGCUUUCAACAGGCUCCAGAAGCCUCUAAGCAACAACACGGAGCUGCAGAACUUCCUUCGCGAGAAUUUUGCCCAAGCUGGUGGUGAGCUGGAGGAGGUUCCUGACUCGGAGCUCGAGACAGAUCCCGUCUUCUUGAACAAACUCGACGACACGGUCAUCCGCGAGUUCGUGGAAAAGGUCAUCGACAUAUGGCCCUCACUUACUCGGCGCUACAAGGGCCCUUCCAACUGCGAUGCUUGCGCCGACAGCUUCAUCCCUGUCAACCGCACAUUCGUCGUCGCUGGCGGUCGAUUCCGGGAGCCUUACUAUUGGGAUUCGUACUGGAUCCUCGAGGGCCUGUUGAGGACCGGCGGUGCUUUCACCGACAUAUCCAAGAACACCGUGGAGAACUUUUUGGACCUUGUAGAAACCAUCGGCUUUGUGCCUAACGGUGCCAGGGUCUACUACAAGAACCGCUCCCAACCGCCCUUGCUGUCGCAGAUGGUUCGCAUCUAUGUUGAGCAUACGAACGAUACUUCCAUCCUGGGCCGUGCCAUCCCGCUCCUCAUCAAAGAGCAUGAAUUUUUCAUCAACAACCGCUCCAUUGACGUCGAAGCCGCCAAUGGCAAGAAAUAUAAGCUGCAAAGAUAUGCGGUUACAAACACACAGCCCCGACCCGAGUCCUACCGAGAGGACUAUAUUACAGCCAGCAACAGGUCUUACUACUCACCGUCGGGCAUUAUCUACCCCGAGUCUCGCCAGCUCAAUGAGUCCGAGAAGGCCCUUCUCUACUCUCACCUCGCCAGUGGCGCCGAGUCCGGGUGGGACUACACCUCGAGAUGGCUGUCAACGCCCAGCGAUGCUGUUCGCGACAACUACUUCCCUCUUCGAUCGCUCAACACCAACAACAUCGUGCCCGUUGAUCUCAACUCGAUUCUGUACGCCAAUGAGGUCGCAAUCGCAGAGUUCUUGAACAGCACUGGCAACAGCACAGGAGCUUCGAAGUGGAUGGAUCUGGCCAAGCAGAGGAGCGAAGCAAUGUACGCGCUGAUGUGGAACGAGACACUAUGGAGCUAUUUUGAUUACAACAUGACCUCCAAGACCCAGAACAGGUUCAUCCCUGUUGACGAGGAUGCCGUAUCGCUCGAGACGAAUAACGCCCCAGCCGGCCAGCAGGUGUUUUUUCAUGUAGCGCAGUAUUAUCCGUUCUGGACUGGCGCGGCGCCCCGCAGCCUCAAGCAUAACCCCCUGGCGGUCCUCAAGGCGUACGAGCGUAUCGAUGCGUACCUUAAGAUCAAGGCCGGGGCCAUACCAGCCACCAACCUCAAGACGGGCCAGCAGUGGGAUGAGCCUAACGUGUGGCCGCCGCUGAUGCACAUCUUGAUGGAGGGUCUAACCAGGGUCCCGGCAACGUUUGGCAAGGACGACGUGGCCUGGACUGAGGUCCAGGAUCUCGCACUCAGGCUGGGUCAGAGAUACCUCGACUCGACGUUCUGCACUUGGUACGCCACGGGCGGGUCGACGAGCGAGACACCCCAGCUGCAGGGGCUCACGGUCGAGGACGAGGGAAUCAUGUUUGAGAAGUACGGCGACAACUCAACCAAUGUUGCCGGCUCGGGAGGCGAAUACGAAGUGGUCGAGGGCUUCGGGUGGACCAACGGAGUCCUCAUGUGGGUUGCCGACACGUUCGGCACCAAGCUGACAAGGCCAGACUGCGGCAAUAUCACGGCGGCCAAGGUGCACUCCGGGAGCUCCCAGGCGAGGAAGAGGGGUGAGUUGUGGAGCGCUCUGGAGAUGCACCCAUAUGACGCGGCGUGGACCAAGGAGUUUGGCGCCAGGAAGGUCAGGAGGGACAAAGCUACGGCGAAGGCGUUGAGCAGCGCCGUGGGCCCUGUGUAA